Messenger RNA from Nannospalax galili (Upper Galilee mountains blind mole rat), 1776 nucleotides. RefSeq names its product ribosomal protein S6 kinase related (gene Rskr). Gene Ontology annotation, molecular function: protein kinase activity; ATP binding. Lineage: Eukaryota; Metazoa; Chordata; Mammalia; Rodentia; Spalacidae. Gene Ontology annotation, biological process: protein phosphorylation. The record is from RefSeq and is a predicted model, not a curated record.
CAGAUUUAGUGGAAGGAGGGGAGGCAGAGACUGGGGAUGGGAGGAGUGAGCUGUUGGCAGGAGCAAUACACUGGGGUGUCUGCUCUGCAAAAGGGUGGCAACAUCCAGGGCUCCUGGGUCUGAGGCUGGAAGAGCCUCUGGUGUGGUGUGGGGACCAUCAGGUCAGGUCUAGAAGAAAUGUGGGAACUACAUGGGCAUCAGUGCUGGCAUCAGGAGCCCCUACAGCCAGCCCCACUGCUACUAGAGAAGCCUCUGUCUGAGUGGCCAGUUCCUCAGUUCAUCAGCCUCUUUCUACCAGUUUCCCCUGCAGCUGAAGGUAUCCUUGGAACUGUCCUCAAUGUGCUAGAUUGUGCCCAGAAAGCUGUAUUUGCGGUAAAGGUGGUACCCAAAGUAAAAGUCCUACAGAGGGAUAUCCUGAGGCAAUGCAAAGAGGAGGUUAGCAUGCAGUGACAGAUCAACCAUCUUGUACACAGCUUGGGGGACAGCUGGCAGGGGAAAUGAUACCUCUUUAUUAACUUCUGGUGCUUUGCAUUGUGUAUCUACUGCAGUACAGACCUCUACUCUCUGUGGUCUGCUUUUGGUUGUUUUCUGGAGGCUUCUGUUCGUCUUUUUGCAGCUGAGCUCGUCCUUAUGCUAUGCUAUCUCCAUGACUUGGGCAUCAUCCACUGAGAUAUAAAGAUGGAGAAUAUCCUUCUGGAUGAACAAGGCCAUCUGAAACUGACAACGGACUUUGGUCUGUCUUGCCACCUAUCCCAGGGAGCAAGAGCCUAUACUAUCUGUGGCACUCUUCAAUACAUGGCCCCGGAAGUUCUGAAUGGUGGGCCUUACAACCACACUGCUGAUCGGUGGUCCCUGGGAGUACUGCUUUUCUCCCUGGCAACUGGAAAGUUCCCAGUGGUAGCAGAAAGACAUCAUGUGACCAUGUUGGCAAGUGUGACCUACUAUGUUUCUGAGAUCCCAGCUUCUAUUAACCAGGAGCUCUCACUCCUGCUCCAUGAGCUGUUGUGCAAGAACCCUCUCUACCUGCUACGUUAUCUGCAUCACUUCCAGAUCCACCCUUUCUUUCGGGGUGUGGCCUUUGACCCUGAGCUCCUACAGAAGCAGCCAGUGAACUUUGUCAUGGAGAUGCGAGAUACUAGGCCCAGUCCAUUGGAGUCAGUGCCCUUCAAGGAUUUUGACUGUGAUCUGGAGUCCUUCCUGGUCCACUCCAUCUCUGCUUCACCCUCUCUUCUGUAUUAGGAUCCAGCUGGAAACCUGAGGAUCUCCACUGCCAACUCUACGACCAACUUGAAGAUCCAAUUUUUACUUUGUUGUCCUUUACUAUUCUGUUGUAGGUGUUGGAUCAGAGUCGAAACCUUUGACAUUCUGAAACUGAUAGCCAAAACUGGAACUACUGCUUUCCCAUAGUACAAUCCACCUCUCAGUUCAACAUCUCAGUUCAAGUUGGUGGACUUUCUCUUUGCCUCAUUUCUCCAGUACUCUUUCCCUUAAGCUGCCAACUAAAGGAUACUUAUACUCCCCCACUCCCAUUUUUCUACCAUGUUUCCUUUCUUUUGAAGUAGUGUCACUUCAUGGGCUCCCAAGGUGCUAUUUAUGUUUAUAGUCAAAAGCAAUAAGUAGUCAAAAGCAAUAUAAAUGCUUUUCAAAGGUCUCAAAGAGCUGGCAUUUCAACACAUGAAUAAAUAUGCAAUUUUAGAAUAUGAUUUAUGCUGGGUGCGGUAUUGCAUAUCUUUAAUCCCAGUACUCGGGAGGCAGAGGCAGGCAGAUCUCUGUGAG